Molecule: messenger RNA, 924 nt
Organism: Trichobilharzia regenti
Lineage: Eukaryota; Metazoa; Platyhelminthes; Trematoda; Strigeidida; Schistosomatidae
Source: the annotation of a GenBank genome assembly
AUGCUUAGCGAUAAGGAACAUAUCAAUAUUGUCGUCAUUGGACAUGUAGACAGUGGGAAGUCUACCACUACUGGGCAUCUUAUCUACAAAUGCGGUGGCAUUGAUAAGCGCACCAUAGAAAAGUAUGAGAAAGAAGCUGCUGAGAUGGGCAAGGGGUCUUUCAAGUAUGCUUGGGUGUUGGACAAGCUGAAGGCUGAGCGUGAACGUGGCAUUACAAUCGACAUUGCUUUGUGGAAGUUCGAGACUCCCCGAUACUCCGUUACAGUUAUUGAUGCCCCGGGGCAUCGUGACUUCAUCAAGAACAUGAUCACAGGUACUAGUCAGGCCGAUUGUGCUGUUCUGGUUGUUGCUGCUGGUGUUGGUGAAUUCGAAGCUGGUAUCUCAAAGAACGGUCAAACCAGAGAACACGCCCUGUUAGCUUACACUUUGGGUGUUAAACAGUUGAUCGUGGCAAUCAACAAGAUGGAUUCUACAGAGCCACCGUAUUCUGAAGCUCAUCACAUAAUGUCGAACCAAACUGUGCAAUUCCCCCGUUUGAAAAUUUCAAGUCUAGGUUUCAGGCCAGGCAGCCUUUUCCACUUCUUCAUAUGGAUGAUAAUCGACACACUGUUGAUGCUUCUAGUGACAGCGACCAUGGUUGUAAUGGUGAACACAGUUGCCGGACUUUCUGAAUGGGUUAAAAAAUACAGCUGGCUGACACUUCUCCUUAUACUAGUUGGAGCACUUCCAGUCCUGGUCCUCGCAUUGCUCAAACUACUCGGAUAUCACCGCGACAUUGAUCACUUUCUCAUAGUAUUCAGUUUCGUACUAUGUUCGAUGGGUUUUGCCACCAGAGGAAAAAGUCAAACAAAAGGCAUUGAAGAUUUCUGUUGGGAUUUGCUUCAUAGUCGCCAUGGUGCUAGCUAUUUUCUUGACAGUGAAUAG